Molecule: messenger RNA, 2430 nt
Organism: Psilocybe cubensis
Lineage: Eukaryota; Fungi; Basidiomycota; Agaricomycetes; Agaricales; Agrocybaceae
Exons: 8
Coding region: 1-2430 (809 amino acids)
Biological process (GO): intracellular protein transport; vesicle-mediated transport
Cellular component (GO): membrane coat; AP-3 adaptor complex
Source: RefSeq, a predicted model, not a curated record
AUGACGUCGAAUCAGUACCUCAACAGUCUCUCCGAGAAUGCGACGCGCUUUGGUAUGCGGCUACAGGAGACGAUCUCGGAGCGCACGCGCGAGUUCGGGCUCAACUCGAUCGCUACCUCCGCUGCUGCGCUCGAGACGCCCGCCGACGAGAAGACGCACGCGGCGCUACGCAAGCAGCUGGAGGGGAGCAGCGAUAGGGACAAGCUGGAUGCGAUGAAGAGACUUGUUGCUCUCAUCUCAAAAGGCCGCAACGUAUCCACCCAUUUCGCCUCGGUCGUGAAAAACGUCGCGUCGCCCAACCUCGAGAUCCGCAAGCUCGUGUACAUCUACCUCCUCCGGUACGCAGAGCACGAGCCGGACCUCGCGCUGCUCUCCAUCAACACCUUCCAGCGCGAUUUGGCGGACCCGAACCCCCUGAUCCGCGCCAUGGCCCUGAGGGUCCUGAGUGGGAUCAGGGUCCCGAUGAUAGGCAGCAUCGUCGUCCUCGCAAUCAGGAAGUGCGCAGGCGACGCGAGCCCGUACGUGCGCAAGGCUGCGGCGCUGGCGAUCCCAAAGUGCUACGAACUCGACGCCGCGCACCUCCCCGCGCUCAUCCAGAUCAUCACGCAGGUGAUGCUGCGCGACCGGUCGCCGCUCUCCCUUGGCGCGGUCGCGUUUGCGUUCGCGGCUGUGUGCCCGACGCGGCUCGAGCUUUUGCACCCGCACUUCCGGCGCCUGUGCAGGGUGCUCGUGGACGUGGACGAGUGGGGGCAGGUCGAGAUGAUGCGUUUGUUGGUGAGGUAUGUGCGGGUUAUGUGUGUGCGUACGAGAGAGGGGCAGGCUCCCCCCGCGGACGGGACGGGGACGGAGACGGGGACGGGAGUGGAAAAGGGGAAGGUGGAGGGUGAGAAGGGUAUUGGGUUUGGGUAUGAGGAGGAGCUGGAUAAGGAUGUGAAGCUUUUGUUGGAAUCGGUGCUACCUGUUCUGCAGAGUCGUAAUCCUGCCGUUGUAAUGGCCGCCGCGCGCGUGUUAUUCCACGCUGGACCGUAUAGAUAUUGGCUUAAAUUCGUACAGCCACUACUGAGACUUUUGGAUACAUCGAAAGAGGUUGAAAGGGUGGUUUUGGUUGACUUGAUCGCCAUCUGCAAAACGGCACCGGAGCUAUUUUCUCCUUAUUAUACGCGUUUCCUCAUUCGCUCAGACGACAUUUCGGCUGUGAAGAAGGACAAGAUCAAGAUUCUGCUCUUGGUGUUGACAUUAGAUAACUAUGCCGCGAUUAUGAGAGAACUAAUAGACUGUGCGGACGACACGAAUGAUGAAGUCGUAUCAGCUGCUAUUGACGGCGUUGGGAUAUGUGCGAGGAGGAUACCAGCAUCCGUUUCUCAAUGUUUGACUGCACUGAUUAGGAUGAUCAAAAGUCGUUAUGAUAUGGUUGUGAGCAGUGCGGUGAUGGUGCUCAAAAACUUGGUGCAGGCGCAGUUGGCGUCGCCUGUGGAUUUCGCUACGGUGCCGGGCACAUCCGAGCAGUCGCCGCUGUCGAUUAUAGCCCAUCUGGCACGGCGGAUAGACGACAUUAAACACGGACAGGCGCGUGCGUGCGUCGUAUGGUUAGUGGGUCAAUACGCUGGAGCGGACGUGUCCCCUUCGACGUCGACGAUACCCGGGGUGCUCGGUGCGCCAGAGGGUAUGGCGGAUUGGGCACCGGAUGUGCUGCGCAAGCUCGCGAAAUCGUUUGCGGAGGAGACUGUGCUGGUGAAGCUGCAGGUGGUGACGCUGGCGGCGAAGCUGUUUGUGCUGUCGCCGUUUGACCGGCGGAUUGGGAUGCUCACGAGAUAUGUGUUUUCGCUGGCGAGGUAUGAUGUGAAUUAUGAUUUGAGAGAUCGUGGAAGGAUGCUUUCAGCGCUGCUUGCUGGUCUGGGCUUGGAUCUGAAUGGUGAGAGUGCAGAGGAGCGCGGUGGUGUUGUGUUGAGGAGGGAACAGGUCAAGUUGGUGUUGUUUGAGGGCAAAGAGAAGACUGAUGAGACGAAAGAAGUGGUGCAUGGGAAGCCCAAGUUUAUCACGAUUGAUGAGGAGCUGCCAGAUUGGCUGGAGAAGGGCGUAGAAAGUUCGUUGAGGGACAGUGAAGAUGAUGCACCGGCAGCUCCACCUGUUCCGACUGCUAUUUCGUCUGCGGGGCCAGUGAAGAGCAAGGGUGCUGUGGGGGUGCCGUCACCGCCUAUUGUAUUGACACCGACGGGGCCCAGUACUGUGGCGAGUGGGAAUGGGGCAAAGGGCCAGUUUAUGGACCUGGAUGCAUUUUAUGCUGAAGAAGAAAAGGAGGAAAGUGCAGAGGAAGAGAGCUCAGAGGAGGAGUCGAGCGAGGAAGAGUCGAGCGGAGAGGAAGAGUCUGGGAGCGAAGAGUCAAGCGGAUCAGAACAUGCAAGUGCGGAUGACGUCACGAGUGCUCAGUAG